This is a messenger RNA of Nematolebias whitei (Rio pearlfish), 1535 nucleotides long. RefSeq names its product poly(rC)-binding protein 3. Gene Ontology annotation, biological process: regulation of RNA metabolic process; regulation of gene expression. Gene Ontology annotation, cellular component: cytoplasm; nucleus. Lineage: Eukaryota; Metazoa; Chordata; Actinopteri; Cyprinodontiformes; Rivulidae. The record is from RefSeq and is a predicted model, not a curated record. Gene Ontology annotation, molecular function: mRNA binding.
GUAAAGUCUUUCUCUGCCUGUUGUGACUCUGGUUUCAGUGUCUGCCUCCGAGCGAGUGGGUCAGAGAGCGAGUGUUUAUUGUAGGAGGAAAAGAGAGACAAACAGGAAGGAAGGGAGAGGGCAAGCGGGGUUACUUCUCCCCCCUUUUCAGCCUCCCCGUCUCCCUGUCAUUCCAUCCUUCCACCCCUCUCCUGGACCACCCUUCAGCCUUGCUUCAAGCUCAAACCAAGACCCCCCUCACCACUCAAACCACCCCAGGACCCUUUGACUCUCCCUACUUCUCCAUCCCACCAACCCAUGAGCAGGGUUUCUUUUCUGGUCCUCCUCAGGAGAGCUGACUGUGAGGAUCUCACCUGCACAAAAUCCUCUGAGCCCAGCUGCCAAAUUAAUUUGGUUUAAAACCACUUUAGCUAAACUUGUGCAACAAAAUCUACCCAUCAGACGUCCUGUCACUUAUUUUCAGAGGGCAGCUGAAAGCCACAGGUCACAUGACCUGGAAGAAAAAACCCAGGAGAUUUUUGGGAUCGCUCUUCGCAUGGGCCGCCUGCCAAGCUGAAGGGAAGUCAAAAGGCUGAUGAUCUGAUUCUCAGUGGAACGAGCUCUGCUGUCCUUUAUGCUCUGGGAACACAACUCCCAGAAUAAAUCAGGUGACUGGUUGGCUGGAAAAUCUCCGGACCCAUUUGUCCUGUGAGGAUAUCCCAUCACAGAUCUCACCUCCCCCCAGCAUGGAGACGACCAAAAUCCAGCCAGGAGGAGGUUUGAAUGUCACCCUGACCAUUCGCCUCCUCAUGGACAUAAUCAAUUCCAUGAGUAACAGCCCAGCAACCAGCAAGCCCCCUGUCACGUUAAGGCUUGUCGUCCCAGCCAGCCAGUGUGGCUCUCUGAUUGGGAAAGGAGGCUCCAAAAUCAAAGAGAUGAGAGAGUCCACCGGGGCCCAAGUUCAGGUGGCGGGGGACAUGCUUCCCAACUCCACAGAGCGUGCAGUGACAAUCUCUGGGACCCCAGAAGCCAUCAUCCAGUGUGUCAAACAAGUCUGUGUGGUCAUGCUGGAGUCCCCACCAAAAGGUGCCACUAUCCCAUACCGCCCAAAGCCCGCCUCCACUCCUGUUAUUUUUUCUGGUGGCCAGGCUUACACAAUUCAGGGACAGUAUGCCAUACCACAUCCAGAUCAGUUGACCAAGCUCCACCAGUUGGCUAUGCAGCAAACCCCCUUUACCCCCCUCGGACAGACCACCCCUGCUUUCCCCGGUUUGGACACCAGUUCACCAGCCAGCACUCAUGAACUCACUAUUCCUAAUGAUCUAAUAGGCUGUAUUAUUGGACGCCAGGGAACCAAAAUAAAUGAGAUCCGCCAGAUGUCUGGGGCGCAGAUCAAAAUUGCGAAUGCCAUGGAGGGCUCGUCUGAGCGGCAGAUAACCAUCACAGGGACCCCUGCUAACAUCAGCUUGGCUCAGUACCUCAUCAACGCUAGGUUCAGGGACGUGGCCGCCAUGUGGAAUGACCCCUCAUCCAUGACAACGUCCUGAAGUCACCCU